CCUUCGCCCAUCCUUUGAUGCAAUAAGAAAUUCAUUGGCGAAGCGAAACAAGGUGCGGCCAUCAUGGACGGAGAUCAAGGGAGCAAAAAGUGCCUGCAAAUUGGAAUUAUGGGCGGUGGUGGUGUAGGCAAAUCUUGUCUAACCAUCCGAUUGGUUCACAACAAGUUCGUGGAGAAGUAUGAUCCAACCAUUGACGACAGUUACAAGAAGGACAACUUUAGAGUGGACGGCGAGCCUUGUCCGAUCGAGAUAUUGGAUACUGCCGGACAGGACACCUACGCUUCCAUGAGAGAUCUGUAUUACAAGGAAGGAGAUGGAUUUCUUUUCGUGUAUUCUAUCACGGAUUCCUCCUCUUUGGAAGAUGUUCGAGAGCGAUAUGACAGUCUUUUGAAUUGCAGAGGAGUGGAUCCUGAGACUUGUCCACCAAUUAUCAUAGUUGGAAACAAAUGCGACCUUGAAAAGGAUCGCGUGGUUUCGCAAGAGCAAGGCCACAGGCUGGCAGAUGAGUUUGGACCAAAUGUAUAUUUCAUGGAGACGUCCGCCAAAGCUGACAUUAAUGUUGAGGAGGUGUUCCAAGAGGUAUGCCGAAAGAUCAAGGCCAAGCACGCCGAAAUGAAACUAAAAAAUCCCCAAAAGAAAUCAAAUGGAAAACGGAAGUGUUGUUUGUUGUGAGCUAUUGGCUGAUAUCUACAACGAGGAAAUGCUACUUGAUAUAUAUAUUCUAGAUUUGAAUUAAAACAUCCAAUAGUGGUACCAAA
This is a messenger RNA of Tigriopus californicus, 758 nucleotides long. RefSeq names its product ras-related protein Rap1-like. Gene Ontology annotation, cellular component: plasma membrane. Lineage: Eukaryota; Metazoa; Arthropoda; Copepoda; Harpacticoida; Harpacticidae. Gene Ontology annotation, molecular function: GDP binding; GTP binding; GTPase activity. The transcript has 4 exons. Gene Ontology annotation, biological process: signal transduction. The coding region runs from base 64 to 672 and encodes 202 amino acids. The record is from RefSeq and is a predicted model, not a curated record.